Molecule: messenger RNA, 711 nt
Organism: Teleopsis dalmanni
Lineage: Eukaryota; Metazoa; Arthropoda; Insecta; Diptera; Diopsidae
Product: inositol polyphosphate 1-phosphatase-like
Exons: 3
Coding region: 1-711 (236 amino acids)
Molecular function (GO): inositol-1,4-bisphosphate 1-phosphatase activity
Source: RefSeq, a predicted model, not a curated record
AUGGGUGAAAACGAUACAGAACGUAAUUUACUAAGAAGCCUCAUAAAUGCUUCGGAAAAAGCAGCUAAUAUUGCCCGUAUAUGUCGAUCAAAUGAACAACUUCUGUCGUUAUUAGUUCAAGAAAAAAGUGGAACUGAAGCAAAUGCGCGAUUUGAACAUGAUUUCAAGACCCUAGCAGAUGUACUGAUACAAGAAACUAUCAAACAUGAUGUUGGAAAUUUAUUUCCCGAAUUGCGUGAAUCCAUUUGUGGCGAGGAAUCACCAAAUUUUACAAAUACUCUUGGCGAAUCAGUCACCAUUAGUGUAGGUGAUACCUUAACAAAUACAAUACAAUGUCUGUCCACAGUGCUAAAUGGUAAUGAAGAAGCAGCGGAAGCAUUAGCCAAUGAAGUCCAUCAUCGUGCGAUGACUUGUUUUGGACGUGCGCGUAACCCCGUGGAGCAAGGUAUUAUAUGGAUAGGUGGUGCCAAUCGACCACGUGAUACUCGAUUUGAACGUUUAGUCAUACGCAAUUAUUCACUUGUAACUGAUAUAACAUUAGAGCAUUUAGUGCAGUGUUCACCAUUUUUGAUACACAUCGAUGUGAGUGGUACAAGUGUUACCAUUGCAGGCGUGCGCCGUUUCAAACAAUUGAAACCAGAUUGUGAAGUAGUUGCAACUCAUUUGCCUGAAUCAUCUGAAGACAAUGACACUGACAAGAAUGCUACUUAA